Alternaria alternata is the source of this 1194-nucleotide messenger RNA. RefSeq lists its product as hypothetical. The transcript has 4 exons. The record is from RefSeq and is a predicted model, not a curated record. Bases 133 to 1065 code for a protein of 310 amino acids. Lineage: Eukaryota; Fungi; Ascomycota; Dothideomycetes; Pleosporales; Pleosporaceae.
GUUCGCACAUAGGCCCCAUUGUACAGAUAGACGAACCGACACAGUAUGUAAGAACGUCUUACGAACAAAGUAAAUCUUCUCCAUAAGUUUGGUCGCAUAUGUAAGUACUGAGAUUUUUCAGCUCAGUCGUCCAUGGGAGCAAGCUUCAAGAAGUCAUUUGUUACCGAAACCGAAACCAAAAAACUCGAAGAGUAUGUGCGAGGCUAUCCACGACUUGCAGCUUUCGAGUCAAGCGAGCCCAGCUUUUCGCUUUAUCGCAAAUUCAAAUAUCUCCACUCACGAGUAUUGUUGGAACUCCAACACGAGAUACAAUGCCUCGAAAGCGACUUGACAUCGAUGGAUGAGAUGGAUUACAGCAAUGGAAAACAAGAUAUAUUGCAGUCUAUCGAAAUCGAUCAUCGUCAAGCCAAACAAGAAGGCAUUCGCAGAAAGCGGACCAAACUAGUCAACUUGAUCCGCGGGAAACUGGUACACUACGACGAGUUGCUGCUUAAGAGCCACGCAUUGAACGCACUUCAACAACCCACUGAUAGGGACUACAUCAGUGUGAGAAAUUGGUUCCACAACGAGAGACCGUUGGCCAGCGAGAAGGAGGAGUCAUACAUCAAGCAACGGGAAGAUAUCGUCAGUCUGCGACAUGGCCGUCAAUGGACAAGAUUCCAUGGAUUCAUCGAGCAGACGAUUGAGAUUCUCAACUGUCGUCCAAUCCGCAACAUCUUCCGUACAACUGAGCUACAGGAUCGCACAGAUGACAAGUUGAUCUAUUAUUACUCGGCUCGACGCAUCGAAAUCCUCGUCAACAUCAUUACCACAGGCCUAAUGCUUGCUCUUCUGGUCCUACCACCCGUUGUCUUGUACCGAACAAAAGUCGGCGCUGAGGAGCAAUCAACGGUUAGUGUACCUGCUAUUUUCGUCGGUUUCACUUGUUUGUUUGCAGUGGUAAUGGUUCUUAUCUUGGGAGUGAACCGUCACGAGCUCUUUGCUGCAAUGGCGGUGUAUUGUGCUGUCUUGGCUGCAUUCGUGGGCAGUACUGGAUCAGGACAGAAUUGUGGCAAUUGUUCGUGACGACAGUCGGCAGGGCGUUGUUGCUGUGACGGUGCUCUCUUUCAAAGUGCAGAUUUCGCCUUCAAGUGUGAUCUUGCCUUGAGGUGGAAGGCUACGAACAUUCAGCCGAUAGAUGGCUUGGAGGGGUAC